AAAAAAAAACCCACGCAAAAAUGAGCUCUCCAAUUGGAUUUUAUAAAUUUUCAUAAAAGUUUGUCCUAAAUUGGACAAAAACUAAAACAACUGGCUCAAAACCCAACCCCGCAUUCAACUUGUCAACUUUCCAAUUGGUGUUUUCUUUCAAUUUGCUAUCAAAAGGCUUCUUCUUUGGCCAGCUCCGCGCCCGGUGAAAGAUGUAAACAAGUGCCAUCCGCGAGAGAGAACAAGCGAAAUGUAUUCAUAAAAAGUAAACAGUACAAAACAAUUUUGCAAACUGGAACGCGUACGCGGCGCGUAUUUUAAGGCAUCGGAAUUGUUCCAGCGCCACGAACUUGUGUGCCAUACAGCGUGGAGGGGGGAGCUUCGGCUGCGAAUCGCCGUUAGGCUAUUGACUUGGCCAACAACAAAUAACUUGAUUAGUUGGCACCAAACAGUGCUGGCGAUCAGACACACCAUCUACCAGCUGCAGACGGACACAGCGGUCAUUAACACGCAGGUGGAAGACAACAACAUUUAACGAUGGGUCUGCGCUUUCAACAAUUAAAGAAGCUGUGGCUCCUCUACCUCUUCCUGCUGUUCUUUGCAUUCUUCAUGUUUGCAAUUAGCAUUAACUUGUAUGUGGCAAGCAUACAAAAUGCUGAUUCAGAGCUGCGUCAUCCGAAACCACCGCCCAAACGUCGCUCGCUGUGGCCCCACAAGAGCAUUGUGGCCCAUUAUAUUGGCAAGGGAGACAUCUUCGGCAACAUGACUGCAGACGAUUACAACAUUAACCAGUUCAAGCCUGUCCCUGGCGAGGGCGAGGACGGCAGACCCGUUGUGGUGCCGCCCCGCGAUCGCUUUCGUAUGCAGCGUUUCUUUCGCCUGAACAGCUUCAAUCUGCUGGCCAGCGAUCGCAUACCACUGAAUCGCACGCUCAAGGAUUACCGCACGCCGGAAUGCCGCGACAAAAAGUAUGCCAGCGACUUGCCCAGCACCUCGGUCAUCAUUGUCUUCCACAAUGAGGCCUGGUCCGUGCUGCUGCGCACCAUCACUAGCGUCAUCAAUCGCUCGCCGCGUCACUUGCUCAAGGAAAUCAUUUUGGUGGACGAUGCCAGCGAGCGCUCCUAUCUCAAGCGGCAGUUGGAGAGCUACGUACGCGUACUGACGGUGCCCACGCGCAUUUAUCGCAUGAAGAAACGCAGCGGCCUGGUGCCUGCGCGCCUCUUGGGCGCUGAGCAUGCGCGCGGCGAUGUGCUCACCUUUCUGGACGCGCACUGCGAGUGCUCGCGUGGCUGGCUGGAGCCCCUGUUGGCCAGGAUCAAGGAGUCACGCAAUGUGGUCAUCUGUCCCGUCAUAGACAUCAUUUCCGAUGACAAUUUCAGCUACACGAAAACCUUUGAGAACCAUUGGGGCGGCUUCAAUUGGCAGCUGAGUUUCCGCUGGUUCUCGUCGGACAGGAAGCGUUCCACAACGGAGAUUGCAGGCAAGGACUCCACGGCUCCUAUAGCCACGCCCGGCAUGGCUGGCGGUCUGUUUGCCAUCGAUCGCAGCUACUUCUACGAAAUGGGCGCCUACGACAGCAACAUGCGUGUGUGGGGCGGCGAGAAUGUGGAGAUGUCCUUUCGCAUCUGGCAAUGUGGCGGCAGAGUGGAGAUUAGCCCCUGCUCCCACGUGGGGCACGUGUUCCGCAGCAGCACGCCCUACACCUUCCCGGGUGGCAUGAGUGAAGUGCUCACCGAUAACUUGGCACGCGCAGCCACCGUCUGGAUGGACGAUUGGCAAUACUUUGUCAUGCUCUACACCUCCGGCCUCUCGCUGAGCGUCAAGGACAAGGUGAACGUCACGGAACGCGUGGCGCUGCGCGAGAAGCUGCAGUGCAAGUCGUUUGCCUGGUACUUGGAGAACAUUUGGCCCGAGCACUUCUUCCCAGCGCCCGAUCGCUUCUUUGGCAAAAUCAUCUGGCUGGACGGGGAGACGGAGUGCGCGCAGGCGUACAGCAAACACAUGAAGAACCUGCCAGGGCGUGCUCUGUCUCGAGAGUGGAAACGCGCCUUUGAGGAGAUUGAGAGCAAAUCGGAGGAGUUUAUGUCGCUGAUUGAUCUCGAGCGGGACAAGUGCCUGCGUCCGCUGAAGGAGGUGGCGCCGCGUUCCUCCCUGCAGCCGGUGACCGUGGGCGACUGCACAUCGCACGCGCAGACCAUGGACAUGUUUGUGAUCACGCCGAAGGGUCAGAUAAUGACGAAUGACAACAUUUGCCUGGCCUACAGACCGCCCAAGCAGGGCGUGAUCAAGCUGCUCAAAAAUCGCAAUGCAACGAUGUCGAACGUGAUGCUGACGCAGUGCGCGGGCGAUGUCAGUCAGCUGUGGAACUACGACAUGGAUACGCAGCAAAUCUCGCAUCGCGACACCAAGCUCUGUUUGACGCUCAAAGCGGCCACCAAUGCGCGCAGCCAGAAGCAGGAGAAGGUGGUGCUCUGCAUGCAGUGCGACUUCAAGGAUAUAACACAAAAAUGGGGCUUCAUACCGCUGCCAUGGCGCCUAUAGAAUGAGCCAGGGAACAGAAGAGCGCACAUUGCCAGGAACUCUCUCUCUCUCUCUCUUUUCUUCAACACAAUGUGAUAUUUAUUGAAAUUUUAUGAGCGAACCCCACUCGUUGUGUUCUUUAUUUAGCCGAACCCACACAGACGCGAACCCACACGAAGCAGCCACGAACCCACAAGGAAACAUUUGAGACGCGCGAGAGCUUAACUUUUUUGUUGGCUCUCGCAACGUUGGAACUUUAGCUCUACUCUAUGUCAUAUUUAUUAAGCAACGAUUUGUAGGCUGUACGAAACACUUUUAUAUAUUUCACAUGAAAAUAAAA
Molecule: messenger RNA, 2848 nt
Organism: Drosophila guanche
Lineage: Eukaryota; Metazoa; Arthropoda; Insecta; Diptera; Drosophilidae
Gene: Pgant3
Product: polypeptide N-acetylgalactosaminyltransferase 3
Exons: 6
Coding region: 526-2529 (667 amino acids)
Cellular component (GO): Golgi apparatus
Source: RefSeq, a predicted model, not a curated record